This is a messenger RNA of Panicum hallii, 3450 nucleotides long. Its product is annotated as disease resistance protein RPM1-like. Gene Ontology annotation, molecular function: ADP binding. The record is from RefSeq and is a predicted model, not a curated record. Lineage: Eukaryota; Viridiplantae; Streptophyta; Magnoliopsida; Poales; Poaceae. Gene Ontology annotation, biological process: defense response to other organism. Bases 215 to 3304 code for a protein of 1029 amino acids. The transcript is spliced from 2 exons.
AGCUCAGUUUUCUUUUCUUUUCUUUUUUAAGUAACGAGAUAGAGUCAUAGAGAUGUCUACUCUGCCCAUGAUUGGGUGCCUCCACUCAAAGUGCUCCAGCAGACCAGCAGGGAAGGUGAAGCUGGACCUGCCAUUUCUUCCUUGCUCUCGCUAAUCCGUGAGAUUUGUAGGUGUCUCCGAUCGUGGAUCAAGGCUCACACACCCAUACACAUCCAUGGAGUCUGCGGCAGUGGGAGCUUUCUUGAAGAGCGUGAUGGGAAGGCUCUUCCUGCUGCUGGAGAAGGAGUACAGCAAGCACAGGGGCCUCGCGCAAGAAGCUGCCUCCAUCCAGCAUGACCUCCGCAUGAUCGCUGCCGCCAUGGAUGACCAGCUCGGCGCCCUGGGGAGGCCCGAGCGCACCGCCGUCGCGAGGCUGUACAGCGCGGAGAUUCUUGACCUGGCGCACGACAUCGAGGACUGCGUUGACCGCUUCACGCAUCGCCUCAGGUGCAAGCACCGCGGCGGCGGCGGCGGGGGGGCGGCGUCUUCCUUCGUGCAUCGGGUGGCUCACGAGCUGAAGAAGGUUCAGAGCCGUUCAAGCUACGCCGACGAGAUCCACAAGCUCAAGCGGCGCCUGAAGGAGGCGCGUCAACGGGUAGUCGACUCUGCUCCUGUUGGCCGGCCCGGUGGAUUGCCGUCGUCCGCGACGCUCGACGCCUCGAAGCCGUGCCCCGCCGUCACGCGCAACCCGGCAGGCAUGGAGAAGCCCAUGGAGGAGAUGCUGUCGCUGCUGCGCGAGGUGGACGGUGAGCCGCGGCAGCUGAGGGUGAUCUCCAUCGUUGGGCUCGGUGGCUCGGGGAAGACCACCCUUGCAAGGGCAGCCUACGACAGCCCUCAUGCCAAGGAAACCUUCCCCUGCCGUGCUUUUUCCGCCGCCGGUACCUUGCCAGAGAUCAGCCAACGGAUUAAGGCUAUCCUGCUUGAUAUACUCCAGCAAAUUGUUCCCAAGGACAGCAUGGAUUUGGAUGCUGACACCAACAAUCUUGAGGCCUUGCUCAAGGAAUACCUCAGUGACAAGAGGUAUUUGAUUGUCAUUGAUGGCGUCCAAAUGGAUGAGUGGAGAGCCGUAAACUCAGCCUUUGUAGAUAGCAGUACUGGCAGCAGAAUAAUACUGACGACAACUAUUCAGUCAGUUGCUAAUGUGUGCAGUCAUGGCAAUGGCUAUGUCUACCAAAUGGACACCCUUGGUGAAGAAGACUCGAAGAAGGUAGCCUUUCCGGGGAUCAGGUCGCCUGAGUUGGAGCACGGUUCAGCGGCGCUGCUGGGAAAAUGUGAUGGCCUCCCACUUGCUCUGGUCAGUGUUUCCGACUAUCUGAAGAGUUCAGUUGAGCCCACAGGGGAGCUUUGUGCAAAGCUAUGCCGCAACCUUGGUUCUCAUCUGAAGGAAAACCAUGGCCAUGACAGCUUUUCAGACCUAAGGAAGGUUCUUCUUGACAACUAUGACAGUUUAGCUGGCUACGCUCUGAGUUGCUUCCUGUAUCUUGGCAUAUUCCCAAGGAAUCGUCCGCUCAAGAGGAAAGUUGUAACAAGGCGGUGGUUAGCCGAAGGGUAUUGUCGAAGUGAAUCUCUUCGUGGUGAGCAGGACAUUGCAGACGAGAACUUCAAUAAGCUUGUCGAUUGGAAUAUGAUUCGGCCUAUCGACACAAGUAACAAUUCACAAGUGAAGACUUGCAAAACUCAUGGGAUCAUGCAUGAGUUUGUACUCCAUAAGUCCUUGUCGCAUAGGUUCAUCAUGACGCUGUCUCCUGAUCAUCCAAGGGCUGGUGCCAAUGCCAACAAUGCUCGGCACCUAUCUGUCCAUGAUGGCAAACUGAUAGAAUGUGAGGCAUCUGAUGAAGAUUCGUCACGUGUUCGAUCUCUGACAGUCUUUGGGGAUGCAGGUGGAGCCAUUUCUUUUGUUCGCAGGUGUAAACUGAUACGAGUCUUGGAUCUGGAAGAAUGCAGUGACUUGAAAGACCACGAUCUCAAGCACAUCUGGAAAUUAUGGCAUCUCAAGUACCUGAGCUUAGGAGGCAGUAUCCGUGAGCUUCCAAGGUGCAUUGAUGGGCUGCACUGUUUAGAGACACUGGAUUUAAGGAGAACAAAGAUACAAUCACUGCCCGUCGAGGCCAUUCAACUGCCACACUUAACUCACCUGUUUGGAAAUAAGCUUAUGCUUGAUAAGGACGACUUGAAGAAUGUGAACAAGAUGAGUAAACUGGAAAAGUUUUUAUCUGGAAAAAAGAGUAACUUGCAGACUUUAGCUGGAUUUGUCGCUGAUGAUAGCAAAGGUUUUGUUUGUUCGAAAAAAAAAGAUAGCAAAGGUUUUCUGCAGCUUAUCAUGGAUAUGGAUAAACUGAGGAAGCUUAAGAUAUGGUGUAAGCGUGUUGCCAACAGAGAUAGUUAUAUGAGUGACCUUUCAAAAGUCAUUCAGAAAUUGACAAAGGUCCCUAUCGACAGACACAAUGAUUGUUCUCUUUCACUUGAUUGCAAAGAAACCUACGAAAAUUUUCUGAGUCAACUUAAUUUGGAGCCAUGCUCUGAGGGUUCCAAAUAUGAUAUAAGGUCACUAAAGCUUCAAGGCAAGUUGCUUAAACUGCCUCCAUUUGUUACGCUGCUGUCAGGUCUCACUGAUCUGUGCAUCUCAUCAGCUACCCUGACACAGGGUCUUCUAUCAGCGCUGGCAAAUUUGGGCAAAUUGCUCUACCUCAAACUGGUUGCAGACCUGCUUGAGGGUUUUGAAAUAAAACAUGGGGCAUUCCCAAGUCUGCGACGCCUGUGCUUUCACGUGCAGAGUCUCGCUUUAGCUCCGCCAACCAUUGAAGAAGGAGCUCUGCCAAACCUCGUCUCACUUCAGCUUCUCUGUCGAGAUUUGGUGGUUGGUCUUUCAGGCAUGGAUAUCAGACACUUCAAACAUCUCAAGGAAGUCAAAAUUGAUGCUGAGGCGAGUGCAGAAGAAAUACAGCGUUGGGAACAUGCAGCGCAAAAACACCCAAAUAGGCCCAGAGCAGUGUUGGUCAAAACAGACAAUCAGAUUGAAAGCGAGGAACCGGGACUGGGACCAUGUGCCAUGAGGGAGAAGCGAAAAAGAUGCCAAGCUGAACCAUGUUUGGAUGACGCACUAGAUUCUAGUCUUAAGAAGAUGAGACUUUCAGAGUCGUCUUCUUGGUCUCAGGCCAUUGUCCAUCAGGUGAUGGGAGCAGACACAAUGUCAUCAUCCAGUAUUGCUGUUCCUCUUCAUGCUGAUGAAUCUGGUGGUUGGAUGCAGCAGCACAGCCGUCCUUAAUUUCAAAUCCCAUGCCCCUUUCAUUUUCUCAACUGUGUUUGUAAUCAUAGGUUUGAGUAUCUCUCUUGUUAAUGUAAUCGAUGGAAUUGUUUUUUUAAUCUAAAGAUGGUUAGAUUGGGGUGGACAGUGGCAAUUUCUGCUAUGCA